AUGAGUGUCCAAAUAGAUGAAAAGCAACUUAUGGAAUCUGAAAUACUUGCACAUAGAAUAACUGAAUCAUGCAAUAAUGUCCCUUCAUUUUACCUUGUCAGCAUUGCUCAACACUCUAAAAAUAGCAAAAUCCCUCUAUGUUCACAGUGUGUUCUAAUUGAAGUUCGAGAAGUGCUCCAAAUUAAGUUCAAAUUUUGUUCGGAUUUAAUUGGUGAAAUGCUCGAUUUUAUUUUCGAAAAAAACUAUUUGCUCACAGGGUCAGAAACUACAUGUCAAUACAUGAAUAGUAUUCAAAAGAUUAAUGUAGCUACCUUGAGCAACUUUUAUUUUAUAAUUAAGUUUAAUCAUUGGUACACAACUGAUACAAUCUAA
This is a messenger RNA of Cokeromyces recurvatus, 372 nucleotides long. RefSeq lists its product as uncharacterized. The transcript has 3 exons. Lineage: Eukaryota; Fungi; Mucoromycota; Mucoromycetes; Mucorales; Mucoraceae. Bases 1 to 372 code for a protein of 123 amino acids. The record is from RefSeq and is a predicted model, not a curated record.